ACCGACGGGAAGACCGACCCCAGACGCCGGGGUAUAAAGGUUGCUGUCAGCUGGGAGCUUGAGGCAUCCACUGGCUGGCAGAGAAACAGCAGCAUCAGCCCGACCGCCGCGGAGGAACAAAGUCACGCAGAGUCAACCACUAUGAAGACAGCCGUGCUGUUCCUCGUCCUGAGCGCCGUAGUUCUCAGCUGUGCUCUCCCGUCUCCGGAGGACAAGGAGGACCGUGGCGGAGUGGACGUGGACGUGCACAAAGAGAAGGGCGUGGGCACGGUGGUGGACGCCCAGGCCCACGGAAACGUAUGGAAGAGCGACGAUGGCAACACCCGGGUGGACGCCGAAGGCUCCUGGCAGAGGGUCUACCACGGGCCUGCGGCCGGCAAACCCAACUACUCCGGCGGCAUCCGCUUCUCCCACAGGUGGCGAUAACCGACCUGUGCUACCUGCCUGUCGCUACAGCCCCAGGGAGUGUAUCUCGUCGCCGGAAUUGCUGUACUUCGCCAUGCAAAGUUUCUUCAGAAACGAGUCCCACUUUCGUGCCUGUACUAUUUACCAUCAACAUUUAGUUACCAGCACCUUU
Messenger RNA from Schistocerca cancellata (South American locust), 577 nucleotides. RefSeq lists its product as uncharacterized. Gene Ontology annotation, biological process: defense response to bacterium. The coding region runs from base 142 to 426 and encodes 94 amino acids. Gene Ontology annotation, cellular component: extracellular region. The transcript has 3 exons. NCBI's taxonomy places the organism in Eukaryota, Metazoa, Arthropoda, Insecta, Orthoptera, Acrididae. The record is from RefSeq and is a predicted model, not a curated record.